UGCCAAGUUUAACAGUAAUGAUAAAUUCCUAACCGCUUGGAAUUAGUUUCUGUAUUACAUUGCAUGCUACAAUUGCUUUUUUAGAUCAAUUUCAUUUUCUUAUGAUACAAUAAAUUGCUUCUUAUCUUUCAUGCUCUAUGUUCUGCUACGUGGUGUUUUUGUUGGUACAAAACUGACCUAAUUUUUCCAAAUUCAACAUUAUGAAAUAUUGUGGGUAUCAUUACCGAGGUUUGAUUUGAUAAUUUCGAAUAAAUGGAGCAUUGGGUUGAUUGUUAUAAAUAAAAAUAAUAUAUUUGUAAUAUCCCAAUGGGUAGAAAAUGAGAUUUUCUGACGUUUCGUGACUUAGUGUAAGUCACUUCUUUAGAGAAUAAAUAACUAAAUGAGAUAUUCUUAAUUAAUUUUUAAAUAAUAUUAGGUACAUGUAAGUCGGCGUUUCCAACUAUUUUGAAGAUGACUGUUUCAAAAAACAUGCUUGUUAUUUUUGUUUUCCUCUUCCUCGACGUCGUAACUGUGAGUAUGAUCCUACCAUGGAUGCCUUCUCUUUUAGAAACAUACGAGUCUGAAAAAGAAUGGUUUUAUAUUUUGUCCAAAAAAUAUAUCCAACACCUGGGUUUUUUUCUGGGGUUUCAAGAAGGUUCUACAUGGGACAGAGUAUUCAUUGGAGGCCUUCUAUCGUCAUUAUCAUCCUUGAUGCAAUUUGUAUCGUCGCCUGUAGCCGGAGCUUUAUCAGACUAUUUUGGCAGAAAGUCGGUCUUAAUUGUCCUUCAGGUAUCGCUUAUAAUUGUUAAUGUUCUCUGGUCAGUGUUGGGUAAGUCAUUUCUGUGGCUACUGAUGUAUCGUGUAUUAUGUGGUGCUGCACGAGCAAAUGUCGGUGUUGUAUCAGCACUUGUUGGCGAUAUCAGCAGUGAUACGUUGCGUACUAAAGGAAUGGCGGUUGUUGGCCUGGCUUAUGGUAUCGGAUUCACUGUAGGACCACCAUGCUCAGUUAUCUUACUUAACCAGUGGAAAGUACAUACAUCGACUGAAUACUUGAGCUGUAUAUUGGGUUCUACGUGUUUGCUUCUUAAUUGUAUAAAUCUAUUAAUUUUGAUUUUUGCUCUGCCGAGUACAUUACAAAAGGGCGGAGAUAUCGGUCUAUUAAUCAACCAAGCAGUACGUUUGAUAAAUCCGGUGAAGUUGUUUUCACUAACUGGCACAACGAAAUGUCCUAAAUAUGAAAAAUCUUUGCGUCAUUUGGCAUACUUUUGGUGCUGCUACUUGUGCGUAUACUGCGGAAUUGAAUAUACAAUACUGUUUUUGGCUAGAAUCCGCUUUAAUUUCUCAAGCUCUGAUCAAGGCAAAAUGUUCGGCUUUAUUGGGCUAAUAAUGAUUCUAGUUCAAGGCUGCUUUAUACGUAGUUUCAAACUUGGUGGAGAAGACAAAGCCAUUACAUGGAGUUCUUGCUGUUUGAUUUUGGCGUCUGCCAUUUUCAGUUUCGCCACAAAUAUUUUCGUUUUCUAUAUCGGACUAGCUUUAUAUGCAUUUGCAUCCUCCAUCUUCUUUCCGAGUGUAAACGGUUUGGUUUCUUUGUACACUACUGCAGAACAACAAGGGCAAACGUUGGGUAUAUUCCGUUCAUUAAAUGCAUUGGCUCGUGUCAUGGGUGCGGUGAUUGUUACUACAGUUUUUUGGAUUUAUGGACCCACCAUAACCUAUAUGUUAUGUACUGUCUUUUUAACUUUACUGCUUACUUACAAGAAAAUCACUUUAGUAGUAACUAAAUGUCAGUCAAAACAAACGUACAAGGAGGAGUAAAUCAGCAACAGACCAUCAGGGUAUCCUUUCUCACAAACUGUUGUACAGCUACUGCUAAUCAGGUUUCUUUGUUAUUAAUUGACUCAGAAUACCAUGUACCAUCACCGACAAUUUCCCAAGUAGUUUGAUAAAUGCCAUUGCUGUU
Molecule: messenger RNA, 1939 nt
Organism: Schistosoma margrebowiei
Lineage: Eukaryota; Metazoa; Platyhelminthes; Trematoda; Strigeidida; Schistosomatidae
Source: the annotation of a GenBank genome assembly